Strongylocentrotus purpuratus (purple sea urchin) is the source of this 1530-nucleotide messenger RNA. RefSeq names its product 1-aminocyclopropane-1-carboxylate synthase-like protein 1. Bases 226 to 1530 code for a protein of 434 amino acids. Lineage: Eukaryota; Metazoa; Echinodermata; Echinoidea; Camarodonta; Strongylocentrotidae. Gene Ontology annotation, biological process: biosynthetic process; amino acid metabolic process. The transcript has 12 exons. Gene Ontology annotation, molecular function: pyridoxal phosphate binding; transaminase activity. The record is from RefSeq and is a predicted model, not a curated record.
CCAGCCAGACGUUAUCACAGCAGAUCGGAACCGACCGACAAUAUGUAUAACAGACUGACUCUUUCGGUGUACGGAUCUAGCUGAGACCACUAUCACAACAUUUAUUAUAAAGUUUGUAAAGUUCAGUCAUACACUUGAGAGACUAUAAUACUGUGGGGAAACUGUUCUCACCCUAUUUAAGAAGACUGAAUUAAUUAAAAUCCUCACUAGUUUUUAGCUUGUGCCAUGGCAUCGGAACGGGACAUUUCUAAGCGCGUUGAGAGUUGUUCUUCUUUCGAAUUUCAGUUGAGAGACAUCAAUACAGCGUAUGGGAGGAACAAAUUCGAUGAAAAUCACAACAAAGAGGGUAUAAUAAAUCUUGCGACUGCAUACAACGACGCAGUCCGAGAUCUCAUCACUGAAAAGUUGAACCAGCCAGACUUCAUGACGUGGGACUCAACGAUGCUACCAUAUGGGGAUCGCAAUGGUAGUCUCCGCCUCCGGAAAGCCUUAUCUGGGUUCUUAUCCAGCUGCAGUGGUCAGAAAGCUCCAGAAACUCUCGAUCCGGAUAAGUUCAUAGUUCUGAAUGGAGUGACGUCUGCACUGAGUGCGAUGGCUUACGUAUUAUGUGACAAAGGAGACACCAUUUUGACUCCUGCUCCCAUGUAUGGAGCUAUACCACGUGACCUUCUGUUCCAGUAUGGAGCGAAGACCUUUCCAGUGUAUCUUAGCAGCAAGGCAGAACUAGAUGGAAGAGAACCGUUUGAACUGACUGUUCCUCUUCUUGAGUCAGCGUUGGAGAAAGCAAAACAGGAGGGACAUAACGUCAGGGCUCUUUUCCUGGUCAAUCCUGCCAAUCCGAAUGGAACCGUGUACACCAAACGACAAGUUUUGGAAUACCUCACAUUUUGUAAAAGGCAUGAUCUACAUUGCGUGAUUGAUGAGAUCUAUGCUGCUAGUAUCUUUGAAGAGUCUGUAGAGAGUUCCAGUAUAUUCACCUGGCAUUCAGAUGAGCUACCGGACAAGACAAAGACACAUGUCAUAUGGGGAAUGGCAAAGGAUUUUGGAAUGCCAGGUUGUCCACUCGGAGUCGUUUAUACGUUAAAUCCUCGAGUUUUAGCUGGCCUAGGACUUGUAAUUGAAUUCUCCCAGGUUCCAAUUUUCAUCCAAAUAGCUGUGGCAAAAUUACUUGAGGACAAAGAAUGGUUGAAGAUGUACCUUCCAACUCACAAUAAGAUGUUGAUGGAAUCGGCAACUAUCGUAAUGGAAACUCUGAAAGAGCUUGAUGUGCCAUUUGUGAAACCCAGUGCAGGGUUAUUCAUUUGGGCUGACUUUAGAAAGAUCAUCAGGAGUGCAAGCAAAGAAUCCGAAAAGCAGUUUGCCAUUCACUGUCUUAAUCACGGUCUCGCCAUCGCACCAGGGGCGGCCUUCUAUUACAACGAAUUCGGUUGGAUUAGACUCGUCCAUGCCCUACCGAAAUACAAACUCAUCAAAGGAAUGAAGAGACUUAAAGCGGCUUGUGCAUCAUUCCACACAACAUCAAAACUGUAA